AUAUUUGAUAUUGAUGUCUUCUGAUGACUAAUGGUAUUAUACAAAGAAAAAGAAUAGAAUGAGAGGUUAUUUGAUAUGUGUCAACUUUUUUAAAAGAAUAAAAAAUUGUUAUGGUAGGGGUUUUCUCAUGUGCCGGUUUAUCACAUGAUUAUUUCAAAAUUAAUAGUGAAAAUCAAUUUAAUUCUUUCAAUUAAUAAAAAACACGAUGUCGGCACAUACCAUCCUUCUUGAUUUCACUGUAGACCCAGCCAAAAUUAAGGAUGAGGCCCAAAUUACUAUCUUGACAACCAAUAUUGAGAAUGUCUUUAGAAGUUACGUGAAAAAUUUGAAAGAACUUUAUCGUUUGAAACUAGAUGAAGGAAUUUUGAAAAUAUAUUCAUGUGACUCGGAGGCCGUUGUUAAUCUCCGAUUUUAUAAUAAUGGUCUGAUCACUAUCAAUAUAGAAUAUUACACAAAUGAAGAAAAAGAUCUCCUAUUUCCAUUUGAUAAAAUUAAGACUUUUGAACAAGAACUUAGUGAACGUGUCAAUGGGAUUCUCAAAUCCAGAGCUUUAGUACCAAUCAAAAGAAGUGUAUACCCACAUUAUUUUCCAACAUCAGAUGAGAGACUUCUAGAAUAUGACAUUGAUAAGAUUGUGUUUGAGGAAAAGACCAAGUUUCAAAAAGUACAAAUAUUACACUCUAAAAGUCUUGGUAACAUGCUUGUUUUGGAUGACCUACAAAAUAUCUCAGAGAGAGAUGUUAUUUAUACAGACACCAUAAUGAAGAGAGAAACUGAAAAUUACAAGGAUAAGGAAAUUGUUAUAUUAGGUGGUGGAGAUGGAGCUCUACUUUAUGAGUUGCUAAAGGAGAAUCCAAAAGAAGUUCUAAUGUUUGAAAUUGAUGAUGUUGUAAUGAAGGCAUGCUCUAAACAUUUGAGAACUCUUUGUGGAGAUGUAUUAGAUAAAAUGUCAGGACCCAAUUAUAAGAUAUUGGUGUCUGAUUGUUUGGCGGCUCUAGAUGGUUACAUUGAAGAAGGUAGAAAAUUUGAUUAUAUUUUUGGCGAUUUGACGGACGUACCCAUAUCUGACGAUCCUGAACUUUGGUCAUUCAUGGAAAAGGUCCUACAAAAGACCUUCAAAGUUAUGAAACCCGAUGGUAAGCUUAUGACCCAAGUUUGUGGUGCCAUAUGCACUGACGCUCUAAAAAAGUACGAAGAUUUGUUGGAAAAACAAAAACCAAAAGUCAAAUUUGAGAAGACUAAAGCAUUCAUCCCAAGUUUUAUGGAGGAUUGGGUCUUUGGUUUUAUAAGUUUCGAUAAUUCUGAAUAGUUGAUGUAUGUUUUAGGUUUCACAAACCUUGAUCCAAUGUGAACUGAUUUAUUCGAAAUUGUUGCUUCAGAAUUAAAAUGCUACGAGUAAUAAACUAGAAUAAGAAAAGGGCGUGAUGUGACCUAUUUUGUUAUACUGAAUUUAUGUUCCAUUUAUUGAAAGUUUAGAUUUUGUUGUUGAAUCAAAAACCCAUCCAGUAUUAUCUGAAUUAGGGCUGAUAUCAAAUUAUAUAUCGAAUAAAAAUUAUUUUUCUGUAGAAAAACAUAUGUUUCAAAUUGAACUAAAGUUUUAAGACCUAUCUUUAUUCAUUAUCAUUAUCUAUCAAGCUGCUUUAGAAGAAUGAAAUGUAAUUUUCUUAUUAUAAUGUACAGCUCUCUCUUAAGGAUUGUUUGUCAGUAUUUUUAGAUAUGGAAUUCAAAAAUUUUUUUUCAGUCAAGAACCAUCAUCAUAAGUUUUGAUAGUUUUGUGAAAGAUACAGAGUGUCAAUUAAAUAGUACAUGAAAAAAUUAAAAGAUAUCCUAAUAAUUUCGUUUAUUUUUUAUCAUUGACAGAUUUUGUUCUGGACGAGAUUUUAAGAUAUAGCUGAAAUCGAAACUAUAUCUUUAGUUUGAGGUAUACUGAAAUAAUGUCAAUGAUGUUCCCAAGAAUCGGCAGAA
This is a messenger RNA of Harmonia axyridis, 1965 nucleotides long. RefSeq names its product spermine synthase. The transcript is spliced from 6 exons. Bases 206 to 1309 code for a protein of 367 amino acids. The record is from RefSeq and is a predicted model, not a curated record. Gene Ontology annotation, molecular function: spermine synthase activity. Lineage: Eukaryota; Metazoa; Arthropoda; Insecta; Coleoptera; Coccinellidae. Gene Ontology annotation, biological process: spermine biosynthetic process.